UCUAUUUGUUAGAGUUGUUUUGACAAUCUUUUGACUGGCUAUUGAAGAUGUUUGGUAAACUGCUGGCUGGCUGUUGUUUUGGCGAAGAAGACUGUUCUGCUGCUGGCUGCUCUUGGAACUGCUGUUGCUUGAACUGAUGACGAUAAGCUAAGAAAUUCUGGGUUUUAUACCCGAAAAUAACCCUCUCUUCUCUCAUUAGAAUUUUUUGUGAUGGAUUUAAACAUUUCAACUUAUUUUACAUCCUGUUUUAAUAUUAUAAUGGCAUUGACAUUAAGUAAAUGUGAAAACAUUUGACUGAGCAGGUUAUAUUAGCAGCAAUUUAGAUUCAUUUAAUAUAAUUGGUUUUUGAGAAUGAAUGUAUACAUUCUAAGCAUUGACAUUUAGUAAAUGUGAUAACAUUUGGCUGGACAGGUUAUGUUAGCAACAAUUAAAAUUCAUAUAAUGUAAUUGGUUUUUGAGAAUGAAUGUAUACAUUCUAAUUUAUUUUAAAUCCUGUUUGUAAUAAUUUAAAUUCAUGUAAUGUAAUUUGCUGUUGUAUAUGAACAUGUUUCAGCACCCAUCUAAGGUAAGGUUAUUGUAGAAAUUUAUUCAAGGAGGGUAUUGACCAUGGUAAAAGGUGAAUGUCAUAAACAUUUGGCUGGGAUAGGUUAUGUUAGCGUCAAUUUAAAGUCAUGUAAUGUGAUUUUGCUGUUGUACCUGUAUGUUCAUGUUUUAGCAGGUUUCUAUAAUGUAAGGCUAUGACCAUUUGUAUACUUAAUUAUUGAAGUAGUGGUAAAAAUCUGUGUAUAAAAGACAGAGGGUAUUCUCUAAUAUUCACCAGUCUUCAAGAUUUCAUCCCAGGACAAGAAGCUCAGUUCAACAGAAAUACUACCAAAAUAAAAUGUCGUACCGUACAAUUGCUUCAACUGAUUCAGAGAAUGAACAUUUUAGCGAAUCAAUUGAUAUAAGACCGUCUUUUUCAAAAACAAAACCUGGAUCAAAACGUUCUGCAGAAAAAACAAGUGUUAAAAAACCUAUGAAAAAGAAGCAGAAUAAAAUGAAUGCAUCAUACAGAGAUAAUAUCAGCGAACGCUUGAGAUCAGAAGAUUUUGAUGUUGAAGUAUUUAAUUCGCUAACAUUCAGACAAGGAGAUGGCGUUGUGACAAUAAAGACGCCUUUUGAAGAAAAAGGAAAGGAUCUUUGGGUGCUAAGUUAUUAUAAGGUUACUAACAUCGAGAAUGUACCAGUAAAGGACAGGUAAAUACAUUGGUUUAAA
Metopolophium dirhodum (rose-grain aphid) is the source of this 1255-nucleotide messenger RNA. RefSeq lists its product as uncharacterized. The transcript has 3 exons. The record is from RefSeq and is a predicted model, not a curated record. Bases 881 to 1240 code for a protein of 119 amino acids. Lineage: Eukaryota; Metazoa; Arthropoda; Insecta; Hemiptera; Aphididae.